Messenger RNA from Akanthomyces muscarius, 384 nucleotides. RefSeq lists its product as uncharacterized. The transcript has 3 exons. The coding region runs from base 1 to 384 and encodes 127 amino acids. The record is from RefSeq and is a predicted model, not a curated record. NCBI's taxonomy places the organism in Eukaryota, Fungi, Ascomycota, Sordariomycetes, Hypocreales, Cordycipitaceae.
AUGACCACCGCAACUUUGACCACUCGAGGGCUGUCGGACGUGAAUCCAAAGAAGGUAUUUCUCUGGGGCAUUGGCCACUCUGGAGAGGCUUCAGAAGCCGCUGCUGUCUUUGACCGCCGCAUCGCCGGUGUCAUCCUCGUCAUGCCCUUGCAGACGGGCAAAUACGGCUACGAUAACUGGCCUGCCGGCGGCCGCUCUGCCUCGGAAACCAAGGCCGAUUUCUGGCGUUCUGGCCCGCCUGGACGCGGACCGCGCCGGCGCCAGCGAGUCGAUGCUCACCGACGAUGUUUCCUACUCGUGGUCCAAGGGCCGUUUUAUCUCGCCGAGGAGGGCGGCAGUGUGUUUGACAACAAGGUGGCCGUGACCUCGCUGCACCCCAUCUAA